AUGAUUCACCUUGCUUCACCUUUGGUCACUUCUCCUCCAGCGACGUCAGGCCUUCCUCAUUACAAAUUGACCAACGAUAAGCUAAUACUUAUAACUGAAUGGUUUCACUCUCAAUUGGGUGUGCGACUCCUCCAUCGCACUGAUUACUACGAAUGUGACUCUUCCACUACACCUGUGAUUGCGUCCCGUCUCACCUCCCUGACCGCUACCUUAAUAGGUUUAUCUAUUCAAUUAGAUUUUUCUUUUCAGUUAGAAAUCGAUUUCGUCGCCUCCCCAGCUCUUCAUCUCUUCACUAAAAUCUCUCUUCAUCUAUCCACUAAAAUCUUCACGGAGCUUCUUGCAUUAGGUGAGCAGAUUGGGAAUGCUGGAUCAGGGUUAUCAGAGGAUUUUAUUUCAGGUAAGGGCAAAUUCGUAAAAAGUUAG
Lactuca saligna is the source of this 423-nucleotide messenger RNA. NCBI's taxonomy places the organism in Eukaryota, Viridiplantae, Streptophyta, Magnoliopsida, Asterales, Asteraceae. The record is from the annotation of a GenBank genome assembly.